UCCAAGGGAUUUUUAUGAGAAGUGUUCAGAGGGAAAAGAUUUUGUAACAAGAAAGUUUUGUUAAUGCCACGGAGCACAGUUUCUCUGUCAUUCUAACAGGUUUUCUUUUCUUUCCCUUCUCAAAUUGGAAGCAUCCUCUUGUGGAGGUGAUUUUUGGAUUUCCUUGAGAAGAAAAUUCCUCAUUCCCAAAGAUGGCUCAGGAGAUCCCUUCCAGUCAGGCUGGUCCUGUGAGUGGAAGGUAUUUUGCAGAUCUAGGAGAUCCUUUGGCGCUUUUGAAUCAUAAAGAGAACAUGGGGCCAAGAGACCCAGCAGGGGAAGGAAAAGAGUCCCAUAUUGUCCUGGUUGGGACUCAUGGGAAAGUCUGGGAACAAAUCAAGCAGAACAUCCAGGAAGAAGAAGCCGGCUGGGUUGCACAACAUCGCCACUUUCGUGAGUUCUGCUACCAAGCAGCUGAAGGGCCCCGAGAGGUCUGCAGUCGCCUCCACCACCUUUACCAUCAGUGGCUGAAGCCAGAAAGACACACGAAAGCCCAGAUACUGGACCUGGUGGUCCUGGAGCAGUUCCUGGCCAUCAUACCCCCAGAGAUGGAGAGCUGGGUCCGGGAGUGUGGAGCAGAGACCAGCUCCCAGGCGGUGGCCCUGGCCGAGGGCUUCCUCCUGAGCCAGGCAGAGGAGAAGAGGCUAGAAGAGCUGCAGGUUCAGGAGCCCUUCAUGGAGAUGGCUGCCGAACCCUCUGAAGCAUGGGGAGAUACGCCACAUGAUGCUCAGAACCUGGUCUUCCGAGGCAUCUCCCAGGAGGAUACAUCACCAGAGCGUGGAAUGACACUGAUGGAAACAUCUCUUCUUUGUGGGGGCGCAGAAACCAUGACUGUGCUUCCAGCUCAGAGUCCCACGUCCUUCGAAGAGGUGGCCGUCCAUUUCACGAAGGAGGAGUGGGCUCUUCUGAAUUCCAGCCAAAGAGCUCUGCAUGGGGAGGUCAUGACGGAGACUUCUAGGACCAUGGCUUCUCUCGGAGCUGAGCGAGGGAUAGAGAAUUAUAAGGAGCCACCUCUGGCACCACGGCAGACCAUCAAGAAUGAAGUGGCUGAAGAGACAUUUUGCAGUCAAUGGAGACCAACGAGGGAUGAUGGAAACCAUCUUAAGUAUGGAGAGGGGAAAGACUCCACUUCUCAUGUUGAAAUCCAGGAUUUCCAAAUCCAACCAGAUCCUAAAGGAGAGAGAACCAAAAAGUGUCUAGGGUGUGGGGAAAUAGUCAUGGAUAAAUCAGAUUCAUGUAAACAUUGUGGGGCCCAGAGUAAAACAGAACAAUAUGAAGGCAAAGGGUCCAGAAAACAUUACGAUCAGCCCAGCCUCGUGACUGUAACUUUCCACCUAGGGGAGAAACCAUAUCAGUGUAUGGAGUGCGGAAAGAGCUUCCGUCAGAACUGUCGUCUCAAUUACCACAAACGGAUCCACACAGGAGAGAAACCAUGUAAAUGCACAGAGUGCGGAAAGAGCUUUAGCAAGAGCAGUAAUCUUAAUUCCCAUAAAAGUAUCCACACCGGGGAGAAACCGUACAAAUGCAGGGACUGUGGGAAGAACUUCAGGCUGAGUACUGAUCUUACCCGACAUCAAAGAAUUCACAUGGAGGAGAAACCCUAUAAAUGCAGUGAAUGUGGGAAAAGUUUCACUGUGAGCAGUUCCCUGACUUCCCAUAAAAGGAUCCACACAGGGGAGAAACCUUUUAAAUGCCUGGAGUGUGGAAAGAGCUUCAGUAGAAAUUGUUCCCUGACUUCCCAUAAAAUGACCCACAUAGAGGAGAAAACAUUAAUGUAAGAAGUAUGGAAAGAGCUUCAUCAUUCUAGUAACCCUUAAAAGCAUCCAUUCAAGGGAAAAUACAUCAGAAGUACACCAUGUUCUCCUAGCUGUUUUUUUAGCCUUUUUAUGGGUCACCAGGGCCAUGCUCCAAAAUGUGGUAAGCUGUGAGAAAGUUGAUGUCAUUUCCUUUAUUGUGAAUUAAAAAGGUGAAAUGCAAUUAUUCCUGUUAGGUAUUGAACAAUUCCCCUCGCCUGUCAUGUGAAAAAUUGUACUUUGGUGCA
Messenger RNA from Candoia aspera, 2077 nucleotides. Its product is annotated as zinc finger protein 124-like. The transcript is spliced from 5 exons. Gene Ontology annotation, biological process: regulation of DNA-templated transcription. NCBI's taxonomy places the organism in Eukaryota, Metazoa, Chordata, Lepidosauria, Squamata, Candoiidae. The record is from RefSeq and is a predicted model, not a curated record. Bases 192 to 1814 code for a protein of 540 amino acids.